GCAGCGCCCCGCCCCUUCCGGCGCCAGGCGGGCCAGGCACAGGGCCGGGGGGCCGGAACCUCCAGAAUAAAAGAACGCAAUCCACUGUUCAGAACAACCAACAUGGACUAUGGCGGAAAACCACCCACCGUACAUGAAAUGCCGACCUGCUUCCAAACUAGCCCACAUGCCUUCACGGAUCAUCUCAUCAAGUUUGGCAUGUACAGGAAUACUGGGAUCAACACCGCAACAGAGAAGAGUGACGUGACUGGUCCAGACAACUUCAUCACUUGCUUUGACACGUUCAACUUCCACCCCAGCUACAGGGUGGGCGGGCCGUCCUUCUGCGAGUAGCCUGGGGCCGGGCACUCUGCCCUUUCCUCUGGCUCCUACUGGCUGAAUACUGACAGAGUCAUGAAACAAGAAACCCUUUGUGAAACUCCUGCCUGAAGCAACAUGCUCACCCCCCCCCUUUUGGGCUGGAGUGGAGACCUCAGGCUUCCUUCAUGGUCAUUUGGAAU
Molecule: messenger RNA, 500 nt
Organism: Gekko japonicus
Lineage: Eukaryota; Metazoa; Chordata; Lepidosauria; Squamata; Gekkonidae
Gene: PIERCE1
Product: chromosome unknown open reading frame, human C9orf116
Exons: 3
Biological process (GO): axoneme assembly
Cellular component (GO): axonemal microtubule
Source: RefSeq, a predicted model, not a curated record